Molecule: messenger RNA, 393 nt
Organism: Penaeus indicus
Lineage: Eukaryota; Metazoa; Arthropoda; Malacostraca; Decapoda; Penaeidae
Product: leucine-rich repeat-containing protein 53-like
Exons: 4
Coding region: 70-393 (107 amino acids)
Molecular function (GO): protein binding
Source: RefSeq, a predicted model, not a curated record
CAUGGUUUACACUCCAUUGUCCACAUCUCGCUGCUGUUGACCUCACAUGUGCUAACCAAUAUUUCUCUCAUGUGUUGCAGGUACCUGAAGGACCUCGGACUCGAGCGCCUGCCACCCCUCGGGAAUCUGCACUCUCUUGAGGCUCUUUACUUGAGUAGCAAUCGUAUCAAGUCGGUGGAAAACCUGUCGCUGACUGGGAUGUUGAGUUUGAGAGAGCUGGAUCUCUCCAGAAACCGUCUGACAACGAUGUCCUCUCCGCCCUUCAAAAGUGUCAAGCUCCGAAAGCUGAAUCUCAGUAGAAAUUACAUAUCUUAUCUGGAUACCCAGUCUUUCGAAAGUCUGCCACAUUUAGAAGAACUGAAGUUAUCUACAUAUAUACAUGUACACAUGUAA